AUGACAAGAUCGGGGCGAUGUUAUGCCCCUGAAGGUAUUGCACGAAUCGUACCGAAUAAGGAAGUUAACCAAAAGAAAGUUGUGACAGAAGCUGAAAUAGAGGAUUUUUGGAGGAAAAUACCAACAAAAGAAUAUUCUGUUGUUGAGCAGUUGAAGAAGACUCCCGCCCAAAUUUCCUUGAUGUCAUUAUUGAUGAGUUCUGAAACUCACAGGAGCGCUUUGGUGAAAGUUCUAAGUGAAGCUUAUGUUCCGGCCAAUAUCACAAGUGAGAAUCUUUCAGCCAUGGUAGGGCAGGUUUUGGAAGCAAACAAAGUCUGUUUUCACGAAGAGGAAUUACCAUCUGAAGUCAUUGGCGAAAUUGAUUUGCCACUACAAAUUGGACCCGAGGAGUUCGUGGUAGAAUUCCAAGUAUUGGACAUACCUGCUAGUUACAAUUUAUUGCUUGGGAGGCCUUGGAUCCAUAUGGCUGGUGCGGUCCCUUCUACCCUGCACCAAAAUUUGAAAUUUGUUUGGAACCACCACGAGAUUAUUGUUCAUGGAGAAGGUAGUAAUUCCAUGUAUCCUGAGAAUUCAAUCCCUGUUGUUGAAAGUAUGGAAGAACUGGAUGGGUCUGUGUUCCAUACUAAAGAGAUUAUAUGUGUUCAUCAAACCGAAAGGGUAAAGUUACCACGUGUGCUUGUGAUGGUGGCUUGGGAAAUGUUGAAGAAUGGUUUCAUGCCUGGUCGAGGACUUGGAGUGAACUUAGGUGGAAUAGUGGAACCAAUUCAAUUGUCGGGCCAGAAAUACACCUUUGGUUUGGGAUACAAGCCUACUCCUGAAGAAGUCUCAUUGGCCGAUCUCAAAAGGAAAAGUGACAUUUCAUUGCCCCAUCCCAUUCCGCACUUGAAUCAGUCAUUUUCCAAGGCAUAUAUUAUAAAGGAAUCAGAGGAAGACGCUGAAAACACCCUCGUGGAAGGACUCAAAAACUUAUUUAUAGAAGAAGCGGAAUGCAACAUGAUCUUGGAGGAUUGUACCGAGAUUUCGACCAUAUGGGAUGUGGAGCCUGGAGAUGCUUUGAACAAUUGGACUUAUAACCCAUCCCCGUUUCCUCGAAAAUCUUGCGAGCAAAUUAAUGAAUCUGCCAAUACCGAGAAUGUGACAUGUAAUGAAAUGAGCAAACAAAUCUCAAAUACUGAGCAAUCUUUUGCGGAAUAUGAAGAAGAGGUGCAACCUGAAGAGUUGACUGAAGAUUUUGAACAUUUUGAGAAUAAAAUAAAGCCAAAUUUGGAUGAAACUGAGACGUAUGCAUGGUCUUAUGAUGAUAUGCCGGGUCUAAGCACAAACAUUGUUUCACAUAAGUUGCCAACUGAUCCAUCUUGUCCCCCAGUCAAGCAAAAGCCAAGGAAGAUCAAGCCUGAUCUGAGUUUAAAAGUUAAGGAAGAAGUUUCUAAGCAAAUCGACGCCAACGUCAUCCGAGUCACAAAGUAUCCUACAUGGUUAGCUAAUAUAGUGCCAGUACCAAAGAAAGAUGGAAAAAUCAGAGUAUGUGUAGACUAUCGAGACCUCAACAAGGCCAGUCCGAAAGAUGAUUUUCCACUUCCAAACAUUCACAUACUUAUUGAUAAUUGUGCAAAGCAUGAGUUGCAGUCAUUUGUUGAUUGCUUUGCAGGCUACCAUCAGAUUCUAAUGGAUGAAGAAGACGCUGAUAAAACGGCAUUCAUCACACCUUGGGGAGUGUAUUGUUAUCGAGUAAUGCCUUUCGGACUCAAGAAUGCAGGAGCAACAUACAUGAGAGCUAUGACUACCAUUUUUCAUGACAUGAUCCAUAAGGAGAUUGAAGUCUAUGUAGAUGACAUCAUUAUCAAGUCACAAAAGAGCUCCAAUCACCUCACAGAUUUGAAGAAGUUCUUUGAUAGGUUGAGGCGGUAUAAUCUGAAAUUAAAUCCUGCAAAGUGUGCAUUUGGUGUCCCUGCUGGAAAGUUGUUGGGUUUCAUUGUGAGUAGGAAGGGCAUAGAAUUGGAUCCUUCAAAAAUAAAGGCUAUUCAAGACUUGCCCCCUCCAAAGAGUCGAAAGGAUGUAAUGAGUUUUCUUGGUCGACUAAAUUACAUUAGUCGAUUCAUUGCACAGUCGACUAUAAUUUGUGAACCAAUCUUCAAGUUGUUGAGGAAAGACGCUGGCAUUAAAUGGACUGAAGAUUGUCAACAAGCUUUUGACAGAAUCAAGGAGUACUUGUCUAGUCCGCCCGUCUUGGUGCCUCCAAAACCGGGGAGACCAUUGCUACUAUAUAUGUCAGUAUCGGACAAUGCAUUUGGAUGUGUGUUAGGACAACAUGAUGAAACUGGGAGGAAAGAACAGGCUAUAUACUACUUGAGCAAGAAAUUCACGCCUUAUGAAGCCCGGUAUACUUUAUUGGAAUGCACUUGUUGUGCCUUGACUUGGGUUGCACAAAAGUUAAGACAUUACUUAUGCGCGUAUACCACUUUUCUCAUCUCAAGGAUGGAUCCACUCAAAUACAUAUUUCAGAAGCCUAUGCCAACGGGGAAGUUGGCAAAAUGGCAAAUUUUACUAAGUGAAUUCGAUAUUAUUUAUGUCACUCAGAAGGCCAUCAAGGGACAGGCGCUUGCUGAUCAUCUUGCUGAAAACCCUGUGGAUGAAGAGUACGAGCCUCUUAAAACUUAUUUCCCUGAUGAAGAGGUGUUACUUAUUGGAGAGGAUAUUUUAGAAGAAUAUCAUGGGUGGAGGAUGUUCUUUGAUGCGAAAUUCAAGUUUCUAUGCACUAACAAUAUGGCGGAGUAUGAAGCUUGUAUUCUUGGACUCAAAAUGGCUGUUGAUAUGAAUAUACAAGAAUUGUUGGUUAUAGGUGACUCAGACUUAUUGAUUCACCAGGUACAAGGCGAAUGGAGCACCAAGAAUGUGAAGAUACUCCCCUAUUUGCAAUGUGUGAAGGAAAUAUGCAAGAAAUUUAUCAAGAUAGAAUUCAGGCAUAUUCCUAGAGCUCAAAAUGAAUUCGCAGAUGCCUUGGCAACCAUGUCUUCUAUGAUUCAACAUCCAGACAAGAAUUAUAUAGAUCCAAUCAAAAUCAAUGUGCAGGAUCAACCGGCCUAUUGUUUCCAUGUGGAUGAAGAAAUAGAUGGAGAACCAUGGUACUAUGAUAUUGUGAGGUAUCUCAAAGAAGGAGAUUAUCCAGAAGGCAUAAGCAAUAUUCAAAAAAGAACACUGCGGAGGCUUGCAAAUCACUUUUUCUUAAGUGGAGAAAUCCUUUAUAGGAGGACUCCAGAUUUAGGUUUAUUAAGGUGUGUCGACUCCCAAGAGGCGAGCAAGUUGAUUGAAGAAAUACAUGGGGGUACUUGCGGGCCACACAUGAAUGGUUUUACUUUGGCAAAGAAGAUUGUGCGGGCCGGAUAUUUCUGGAUGACUAUGGAAACAGACUGCAUUCGCUUUGUGAGGAAAUCCUGGGGCAUGGAUGUCAUCGGUCCUAUCGAACCAGCCGCAUCAAAUGGACACAGGUUCAUUUUGGUAGCUAUCGAUUACUUCACAAAAUGGGUAGAAGCAUCCUCACAUAAGUCUGUGACAAAAAAAGUGGUGACAGAUUUUGUUCGCAAUAACAUAGUUUGUAGAUUUGGCAUCCCCCAUUCGAUUAUAAUAGAUAAUGGAGCUAACCUCAAUAGAGGUUUGAUGCAUGAGAUAUGUGAUAAGUUCAAAAUCAUUCACCGCAAUUCUACUCCUUACCGACCACAGAUGAAUGGAGCAGUUGAGGCUGCCAACAAGAAUAUCAAAAGACUUUUGGUUUAUGGAACAGAAGUAGUAUUACCAAUGGAAGUUGAGAUACCAUCCCUGAGGAUAAUCCAAGAAGAUGAGUUGAGUGAUGCCAAAUGGAUACAAAGCCGAUAUGAACAAUUGAUGCUCAUUGAUGAAAAGAGAAUGAAUGCAGUUUGUCACGGACAACUUUAUCAACAUAGGAUGGCCAAAGCUUUCAAUAAAAAGGUAAGACUGAGACAGUUCAAGCCGGGACAAUUGGUGUUAAAACGGAUAUUCCCGCACCAAGAAGAAGCUAAGGGGAAGUUUGCGCCUAAUUGGCAUGGGCCUUAUGUGGUUCACAGAGUGUUGACUGGAGGAGCGGUGAUUCUAGCAGAAAUGGACGGAAAGAUAUGGCCGAAAGCCAUCAAUUCAGAUGCGAUUAAGAAAUACUAUGUCUAUGAGCUUUUAUAUUGUUUUCAUGUAAUAUUUUAUGUAAUAUUGAAGAACUACGUUCCGCCCUGA
Solanum dulcamara is the source of this 4239-nucleotide messenger RNA. RefSeq lists its product as uncharacterized. The transcript has 7 exons. Gene Ontology annotation, biological process: DNA integration. Bases 1 to 4239 code for a protein of 1412 amino acids. Gene Ontology annotation, molecular function: nucleic acid binding; RNA-DNA hybrid ribonuclease activity. The record is from RefSeq and is a predicted model, not a curated record. NCBI's taxonomy places the organism in Eukaryota, Viridiplantae, Streptophyta, Magnoliopsida, Solanales, Solanaceae.